This is a messenger RNA of Astyanax mexicanus (Mexican tetra), 6891 nucleotides long. Its product is annotated as TBC1 domain family member 9B. Bases 187 to 3882 code for a protein of 1231 amino acids. The record is from RefSeq and is a predicted model, not a curated record. Gene Ontology annotation, molecular function: calcium ion binding. The transcript has 23 exons. NCBI's taxonomy places the organism in Eukaryota, Metazoa, Chordata, Actinopteri, Characiformes, Acestrorhamphidae.
GGCUGGUGCUGUGUUGCUCUGUGCUGUAGCUGUAGCUGGCGUAGCUGCUGUGCUGUGGCUGUGUGGAUAAACAGUGGGUGCAGGCGGGCGGGCGCGGGCUUGUCGGGUGUGGUAUGGUGUUAGUGGGCGCCGGCGGGGCUCGGCUGCUGAUCGCGGGGCAGGGCGGAGGUCUGUGAGCGGGAGAAGAUGUGGAUUACUCCGGAGGAGGUGCUGCUGGCCAACGCGCUGUGGGUCAGCGAGCGGGCCAACCCCUUCUUCAUCCUGCAGCGGAGGAAGGGACACGGCCGGGGAGGCGGAAUCACCGGUCUUCUCGUUGGUACACUUGAUGUUGUGUUGGACUCCAGUGCUCGUGUAGCUCCAUAUAGAAUUCUGCACCAGACUGGAGACUCACAGCUCUUCUGGAGUAUUGCCUGUGGUUCAUCUCGCAAGGAGAUAACAGAGCAUUGGGAAUGGCUUGAGACCAACUUAUUGCAGACUCUCUCUAUCUUUGACAACGAUGAUGACAUCACCACUUUUGUUAAAGGCAAGAUUCAGGGCAUCAUCGCUGAGGAGAACAAGAGUCGGCAGGCGCAGGAAGAUGAGGACUGUGGGAAGUUUAGGGAGGCGGAGCUGAAGAUGCGGAAGCUGUUCGGGAUGCCAGAAGAGGAGAAGCUGGUGAACUACUACUCCUGCAGCUACUGGAAGGGCAGAGUGCCACGGCAGGGCUGGCUAUACCUCUCUGUCAAUCACCUCUGCUUUUAUUCCUUUCUGCUUGGAAAAGAAGUGACGUUGGUGGUGCAGUGGACAGAUGUAACUCAGUUGGAUAAGAAUGCCACACUGGUGUUUCCAGAGAGUGUGCGUGUCAGCACCCGUGACACUGAGCAUUACUUCUCCAUGUUCCUCAACAUCAAUGACACCUUUAAGCUCAUGGAGCAGUUAGCCAACAUUGCCAUGAGGCAGCUCCUGGACAAUGAGGGCUUUGCUGCUGACCGCUCUCUCCCGAAACCCUGCAAGACCCUGAAAAACGUCUCUGCUCUCAAAAGGGACCUGGAUGCAAGGGCAAAAAAUGAGCGCUACCGAGCUCUGUUCCGCCUGACGCAGGACGAACGGCUGGAUGGGCACACGGAUUGCACUCUGUGGACACCGUUUGCUAAGAUGCAUGUGGUUGGCCAGAUGUUUGUCUCCAACAACUACAUCUGCUUUGCCAGCAGAGAGGAAGACCUGUGUCAACUCAUCAUACCACUCAGAGAGGUUUCUAUAGUAGAGAAAGCUGAUAGCAGCAGUGUUUUGCCCAGUCCGCUGUCGAUCAGCACGAAAAAUAAGAUGACCUUCCUUUUUGCCAACCUCAAAGACCGUGACUUCCUGGUUCAGCGCAUAUCAGACUUUCUGCAGCGCACUCCUGAUCGGCUCUGUGGCUUCGCUGGACAGUCUGAAACUCCAAGCCCCAGUACCCCUACUUCUCUCCCACCAACCCCACCAGUACUGGGAGCCGGAGAGCUCCCUCCGAUCCAACACUACAGCCCUAGCCUUCCCACUGCGAAGCAGGGCCUGCUUAGCAUUUACCAAAAGGACCAGCCUGAAGAUCUGGGGCCCAAAGCAACGAAAGAGAAGAUGAAAGAAGAGUCCUGGAAUAUUCACUUCUUUGAGUUUGGGCGAGGUGUGUGUAUGUACCGCACGUCUAAGACGAGAGAUCUGGUGUUGAAAGGGAUUCCUGAGAGUCUGAGAGGAGAGCUCUGGCUACUAUUUUCAGGUGCUCAGAAUGAGAUGGCGACACAUCCAGGUUACUAUGCGGAGCUGGUUGAGACAGCGAUGGGGAAAUGUACGUUGGCGACAGAGGAGAUUGAGCGAGAUCUGCAUCGUUCUAUGCCAGAGCACCACGCCUUCCAGAAUGAGAUGGGAAUAGCUGCUCUCAGACGAGUACUUACUGCAUACGCCUACCGCAACCCGGGCAUCGGCUACUGUCAGGCCAUGAAUAUAGUAACGUCAGUGUUGUUGCUGUACUGUACUGAAGAAGAGGCGUUCUGGCUGCUGGUGGCCUUGUGUGAAAGGAUGCUUCCUGACUACUAUAACACCAGAGUCGUGGGGGCACUUGUGGAUCAAGGCGUGUUUGAGGAGCUGACACGGGAGUGUUUACCACUGCUAUACGAGCACAUGCAGGACCUGGGUGUGAUCUCCACAAUCUCUCUGUCCUGGUUCCUUACACUCUUCCUGUCCGUCAUGCCGUUUGACAGCGCUGUGCUGCUUGUUGACUGCUUCUUCUAUGAGGGCAUCAAAGUAAUCUUCCAGGUGUCACUCGCUGUGCUUCAUGCUAACAUGGAGCAGUUGCUUGCCUGUACAGACGAGGGAGAAGCCAUGACCAUACUUGGCAGGUAUUUGGAUAAUGUUGUGAACAAGCAGACCGUUUCCACGCCUAUACCCCACCUCCACGCCCUUCUGACCAGUGGUGAUGAGCCUCCUCCAGAGAUCGAUGCCUUUGAGCUCAUUAAAACGUCCUAUGAGAAGUUUGGCAGUCUGCGUGCUGAUGUUAUUGAGCAGAUGAGGUUUAAGCAGAGAUUGAAGGUUAUUCAGUCUUUAGAGGACACAGCCAAGAGGAGUGUGGUGAGGGCCAUCAUGACUGAGUCUGCCUUUACUAUUGAGGAGCUGGAGGAGCUUUAUGUUCUGUUCAAGGCUAAACACAUAAUGAGCUGUUACUGGGGUGCGAGUAGCUCUGCUGCGGAGCGUCAUGACCCGAGCCUCCCAUAUCUAGAGCAGUACCGGAUCGACUGCGGUCAGUUUGGACAGCUCUUUGCGACGAUGGCUCCCUGGAGCUGCGGCAUGCACACGGCCAUGCUCUCCACUCGCCUGUUCCGCCUGCUUGACGUCAACAAAGACUCCCUCAUCAACUUUAAAGAGUUCGUCACAGGCCUCAGUGGGAUGUAUCAUGGUGAUAUGACUGAGAAACUAAAGCUGCUCUACAAAUUACAUCUGCCUCCAGCUUUAUGCCCAGAAGAGGCAGAGUCUGCCCUUGAAGCCACUCAGUUCUUCACUGAUGACGACACACCACAAGAUCCUUCCUCCUUGUCUCAUCUGGACUUCCUGGUCCAGGAAGUGGCCUCAGGUGACGAGGUAAAAGAAGCGAAGGAGGCAGGCGAGGCAGGAGAGGAGACGGAAGAGAAGAAAGAAGAGAAGGUGAAGGACUAUAAGUAUUACCUUAGAAUGUGGGCAAAAGAGAAAGAGCCAAAGAAAGAGACCAUCAAAGACCUGCCCAGAAUGAACCAGGAGCAGUUCAUUGAGCUGUGCAAGACGCUCUAUAAUAUGUUCAGUGAGGAUCCUCUGGAGCAGGAGCUCUACCACGCCAUCGCUACAGUGGCCAGCCUGCUGCUUCGCAUUGGAGAGGUGGGCAAGAAAUUCACCAACAAUGGCAGCAAGAAGUCUGAACUCCAGGCUCCUGCUGCAGAAGAGGCAGUAGAAAAAGAUGACUCCUCUGGGGAGGCUGGAUCUGGACAGUCCCUGGUGUCGAAGGCAUUGGCGGAGGCCCAGCUGGAGAACACUACUCCACCAGCAAAUGGCUCAGACGAGGAAGCGAAGGACGACACAUCGAUUUCAUCGUAUUCUGUUGUUAGCGCUGGUUCCCUGCAGUGCGAGGAUAUCGCUGAUGACACAGUUUUGAUUGGCAGUGCAAGUGGUGGAAUGGGCGGAGCUGUAGGUGGGAAUGAUUGUAGGAGGGGCAGUGCACCAGACGGCGAUUGGUCGAUCUCGUUUGAGCAGGUGCUAGCAUCGCUGCUCACCGAACCGGCUCUUGUUAAUUACUUUGAGAAGAAACACGAUAUAAAAAGCAAGAUGGCUGCCUGUAGGUCCCAGAGGGCUGUAGAACGACAGAUCAGUUCAUCCAGCGACCAUGAGCUAGCUCAGCUGUCCACCUGAAAACACACGCAAAUACACACUGUUGCACCUAUAAAGACCAAGCAUGCCUGUUUAGUUUUUUUCCCUUUUGUUUUAUUUUUCAUGUGAACAAGUGUUUACCCAAGCUGCAAAUCUUUUUUUUUUUUCGUUUGCCUUUUACAUUUACGUUAACCCGUUAUUGUUGACUCUCUCUUUCUCAUCACUUUCCUACAAUGUAGUGAUCUUCUUACUUCAGCACUCUUGCUCAGUUGGUCUUUGUCCUCCCAGUCUGAAGUGUAAGUACUUUCGCCUGCUGUUUAUUAGCGUACUUUUCUAUAAUUUACUUGUAGACAUUAGUUCUAUCCUCAAGCAGUACUUUGAUUUUAAUUAGGCCAGUGUUGCGUUUAUGUUGAUUUUGUGUUUACUGCUGAUUAGUCUUGGUCAUUGACUGGCAGAGAUGACCUGAGGUCAGUACUGGUUGAUAAAGUUUGCCAUCAGACCACUGGACCAUAGAUUAGAGCCUGUAGCUUUGACUCUGAACCUGCUAAUUUUAAGUUUAAAAUAGAACAUGUUUUUGAAGGAAUUAUUUAAUUUUAUUAAGUAAGAUUAAACAAAAAACUGUAGGCCCGAUAUUAAAUAUUUCAUUAGAAAUGUAAGUGUUACUUUAUUCCAUUAAAUGUCCGUUUUGUUUUCUAAUAGACACAUUUGGACAUAUCGGAGGUCAUCUUACACUACGUGUCAUAUAUUCAGACAUGGGUUUUAAAUUAGGAAGUGACCUUUGUAAGAAUAGGAUUUGUUUAAAUCCCUUUGUCUUUCCCAUUACGUUUUUAUUUUUGCUGCUGUUAAGGAUUUUGUGUGCGUGGGUUUAGCAGCUUUCUCCUCCAAAGUAAAUCAUUGCCUUAUUGAAGUAGUCUGUUGUUGGAUGUUGUCAGGAUAAAAGUUGUCAGUCAUAUGUUAGAGGGUCAGUAACUAGCACCUCCCCUUCAGCAUUACAAUAAUUUAAAUAAAGUUUUAAAAAUAAAUUGUUGAAUGUAGAUUUAGUUUUAAUCGCAGUAUUUUCAGAACACUAGUGCACUAGAAGUACAAUCACAGAGUUAUUGUUUGCUAACUACAUUUUCUAGAAUGCAUUACUGUAUUGAGCCACUAAGGACAGAACAUGCCCACUGGCACAGGCUAAACAAGUCUAAAAACCAACUGCCACUCUAGAAUUUUACACCGCUUGUUCUCAUGUGUUUUAGGCAUGUUCAUUUCUGGACUGAAACCAGGCCUUGUAUUGUAGUAUAGUCACUUUAUCAUGUCUAAUGCUUGCCACUUUAUUUAAAGUAUAUGCAACGUCUCUGUUAAGCACUCACUGAUAGUUGUCUUAAGCUGUAAAUAUCUGCUUAUAUUCUUAUAUGACCUGUUUUUAUUAUUCUGUGUAUGUAAUGUAAUGAUGCAGCUGUUUUCACUGUCACAGUGCUUUUGUUGCUUUUUGUUUUCCUCAUUUGUUUGCCCAAUAUUCUUUUUAAUUGUUACCUUUUGUACUUAAUAAAUAGCUUUAAAUAGACCUCAGUCUCUAACUUGAUCUAAUUUAGGCCAAUUUUACUUGCUUUAAGAUGCUACUUUUUAUCAUUCAAAUUAAAAAAGAUUUUAUUGACAUUCCGUUAAGAAAUGGCCUAAUUAGUUAUAAUAAGCAUACUUUUACCGUUUUUCUAGCUUUAAUCCGACCCUGAGUUAAACUGCAGGGGUUCAUGGAAGUGAUGUCUCAGUAUCAUGGUUCUUGUUGUCCUGGACCCACUUCAGGCUGAUGAUGGAGUGGAUUCUGAUUGGGUCAUAUGAGUCAAAGCCUUCCAAAAUUUGCUGAUCAACUGUUGGAUAUAGUUAUCAGAUAUACUGAUAUUUUAAAAUUACUCUACAACAAAGAGCCCAAACCAUAGUUUCUGUUUCCUGUGACCAACAGGAUCAGUCUCCGUUGAUCCAGAUAAUUGUUUUUUAAAUAAGACCUGUUGACAGGAGUGUCCACACUUAUUUUUGUGACCAGGCUGGAUUUGCCUGUCUGGACAGCACAAAUGCAUGGGCAUAGUUUGCUGUGGAAAUAAGGUUGGUGUCAGUAACUUCUGUCACUCAUUUGUUAAACACCUUGAAAUCCGAUUUGAGUAUCCAGAUGUACAAAUCUGAUUACAAUUGCAUUAUAAACCGCCUUCAAAUGUAAUUAUUUUAUGUGGUUUCUUUCUGCCCAGACUAUCGGAAAUCAAACAUUUGGCAUCAGAUUUGGGCUGGCAAGCUAAACAUAGCCUAAGAGUUGUAUGAUCCAAUAAACAUAAAAUAACCCAUACAGUUUUUUUUUUUUUUUUUUUACCAAAAAACAUAUUUAAUACAUCACAACUUUGUUUACUUUGUGUAACCCUCAUGUUCACCCCUCAGGUACUGCCUGCUAACUAGCUGGCUAUUGGCAGAAGCUUUUCACACAGACCGGUGAGGCUGUGUGUAGUCUGAUCAUACUGAUCCUGUGGUGAAUAGAUUCUGAAGAAAGAUGGAGAUCAGAUGAUCGUUGUACACUGUUGUGGAUCCAUGCAGAUCAGGGCUAGAAAAAGCAAACCUGCCCUACCUGCUAAUGUAUGUUAUAUGGUAAUAUGCUGUAUAUAUACAAAUAAUCCUGUAAGUCACUACUAAGCAUGUGUAAAUGUGCGGUCUGACCUGAUCUCUGCUGUCAAACCUCUUGGUUCCCUCCUUCUGUGCCUGUGAACUGUUGUAAACGGCUUUCGACAAACCGAGUGUGUGAAUGCUUCAUUUUUUUCAUGCUACACUGUGAACGUAACAAGUAUAUUUUGCUGAAUCUGCUUAUUAAUGACAAAAAAUAUAUAUAUGUAUAUGUAUAUAUGUUUUGUUUGGUUUUCUCAUCAUACUUCCCUGUCUCAGUGUGGGGAGAAAAAAAAACCUUACAGACCCAUCACACUUACAGUAUUUAAUCCAUGUUACUGGUUAUUUGCUCAUUUAAAGUUUGUUAAAUUUAAAAUUUGUCAUUGAUCAGUACUGUAUUAUACCGUGUAAUAAAGAAAUGUAUAAACAAAG